This is a messenger RNA of Gracilinanus agilis (Agile Gracile Mouse Opossum), 248 nucleotides long. RefSeq names its product mitochondrial import receptor subunit TOM6 homolog. The transcript has a single exon. NCBI's taxonomy places the organism in Eukaryota, Metazoa, Chordata, Mammalia, Didelphimorphia, Didelphidae. The coding region runs from base 1 to 240 and encodes 79 amino acids. Gene Ontology annotation, cellular component: mitochondrion; mitochondrial outer membrane translocase complex. The record is from RefSeq and is a predicted model, not a curated record.
AUGGCUUUGAGCAGGUGUUUGGGUCUGCCUCAAGUGAUGCCACCUGCAGGGGCCUCCGGCGGAGGGCCUGGAGCCCCAGAGGGCGUCGGGGAGUGGUUGAGGGGCGCCUACCGCUUUGCCACCGACAGGAACGACUUCCGGAGGAAUUUGAUUAUUAAUUUGGGACUCUUUGCUGCUGGUGUGUGGCUGGCCAGGAACCUAAGUGACAUUGACUUGAUGGCACCCCAGCCAGGCCUGUAGCACAGCUG